Messenger RNA from Chironomus riparius, 2455 nucleotides. NCBI's taxonomy places the organism in Eukaryota, Metazoa, Arthropoda, Insecta, Diptera, Chironomidae. The record is from the annotation of a GenBank genome assembly.
AUGAUUGUAAAACAUCGAAUGAAGCGACAGUUAGUAUUUCAACCUGGUACGAGAAUUAUGUUCCGUGUGAAUACUAAAAAUAAUAUUAUCAAAGUCAAUCAGAUUUUUGCACAUGGAUUUGGAUUUCGUGGCAAUAUAGAUUUGACUCAGCCUGAUAAUAUUAAUCUCCUAGCACCAGAGCAUCGCAUGAAGAGGAGUGUCACACGAAGAGAGGUUUAUGAGACUAUUGGGGAAUUAAUGAAUCAGUUUGGUUUUGAUGGUCGCUUGUGUAUUCAAAGGAUGAUCUGUAGUGCAAUUCAUGACAUUCCGUUGUCAGCUAAAGGAAUUUUUUCAAAAGUGUUCAAGUUAAUUUUUACUUCUGUGACAUCAAAUAAUGAGAUUGAUUGUGAAACCGAUGAAAAUACAGAAAAUGAACUACUGUCAAGGAAAAAGCGAGCACUUACAUUUCCUCCAGGCAGUUCCUUGCAGCUAGCAUAUGACCAGACAAUGCCUAUAGCUGCCGCACAAUUAUUAUUCACGGUUGGUGUAACUGUUGCUUUAGCAUUUGAAUUGCCAGAUAAACCAAUUGGUCGUAUUACACAAGAGCUACGAGACAGUUUGCAAAAACGUUUACAUCCUUCAUCAACAACAGCUGCUCCAGCAACAAGCAACGAUAGUGAUAGUGAUCAUAGUCGAAUAGAUUACAACAGUAAUAAUUUGAAGUACAUUUACAAUAAUAAGCAAACAUACUAUAACAGUAUGAAUAAGCACAAAUAUUAUUAUGGUAAUUAUGGAUUUAAGGAUAGGAUAGAUGAUAACAAAUCUUUAACGAAUAAAACUACUAGUAACGAUAACGACGUUGAAUCCAAGAAAGUAGUGAAAACCUAUACAAAUAAGGAUGGUCAGAAAGUUAUCACAAUGAAAAUCAAAUAUGGAAAGAAAAAACAGAAAUUGGGCAAUUUAUUUUUAAGAAAACACAAUCGAGUUUAUCCAGUGUUUGGAAAAAGAAGCAUAGACGAUAAUCUAACGCAUGAUAGAAUUUUCUAUUUGGAUCAUCAUCGAAAUUCGCGAUUUGAUGUUUAUGAAAAGAUUGAAAAUUUCCUCAUUGGGCAAGGAAAAAACGGUACAGGAUGUGUGUUGCGAGCACUUUGCGAGACUGCACAAAAGAACCAGAAUGCUGAGAAGGCGCCAUUUUUAAUUGAAAUUCUACGAGCAAUUUUCACUCUCCCGCAUCAAGUUGUGCCUUAUAAGAAGAGCUCUCAUCAUGUUUAUGAUGAUGCUCAUUCGAAUUUGACUGGUGACUGUGCAGAACUCUAUCCGCAAUUAUAUCUUUUACCAAAUCAUCAAUGCAACAGUCAGGAAUCUUUUGAAGAACAUGAUGUUGAUUCAAAUACUGAAAUUGUUUAUAUUGAAGACGAUGAUGAUCAUGAUGUUGAAGAUAUAGGAGAUAUUCCAUUAUCCAGGAAAAAGCGAGCACUUACAUUUCCUUCAGGAAGUUCCUUACAACUGGCUUAUGAUCAAACUAUCCCGAUUGUAGCUGCGCAGAUGUUGUUUACCAUUGGCGUAACGAUUGCUCUUGCAUUUGAAUUGCCAGAUAAACCUAUUCAUACAAUAACUGAUGAAUUGCGACAAAAUUUUCAAGAACGGUUGCAUGGAAAGACAACAACAGCUGCUCCUGAAGUAGAUUAUAAUAGUACUGAUGACCACCACAGCCGAAUAGACUAUAAUAGUAAUAAUUUAAAAUAUGUCUAUAAUAGUAAAGAUGCAUAUUACAAUAUGAUGAAUAAGCAUAAUUAUUAUUAUGGUAAUCAAGGAUUUAAAGACCGAAUUGAUGAUAAUCAAUCAACAACAAGUAAACCGACAAAUACCACAAAUGGAGAUAUAAUUUCCAAGCAAGUUGUCAAAACACACAUGAACAAGGAUGGAAAGAAAGUGAUAACAAUGAAAAUUAAAUACAAUAAUAAGAAGAAAAAAUUGGGAAACUUGUUUAUGCGAAAACAUCAUCGCGUAUAUCCUGUAUUUGGUAAAAGAAGCGUUGAUGAUCACAUAACACACGAAGAUUUAUUUUAUGUUGACCAUCAUCGAAAUUCUCGAUUUGAAGUGUACGAAAAAGUUGAAAACUUUCUCAAUGGACGAGAAAAAGAUGGCACAGGAUGUGUGUUGCGAGCACUUUGCGAGACUGCACAAAAGAACCAAAAUGAUGAGAAAGCGCCAUUUUUAAUUGAAAUUCUACGAGCAAUUUUUACUUUACCACAUCAAGUUAUGCCUUAUAAAAAGGACUCUCAUCACUUUUACGAUGAUGCUCAUUCGAGUUUGACUGCUGACUGUGCAGAACUCUAUCCGCAAUGUAAAGACAGCAUAUGGUCUCCAGAUUUCCGUUUCUAAAAGAUUUGUUUUGUAAAAAAAAAUGAUUUUUGAUUAAAAAUUGAAUUUUUUCCACAUUUUCUGCUCUAUUUUAGCUUUAUUUACCAAAAAG